Ceraceosorus bombacis is the source of this 423-nucleotide messenger RNA. The record is from the annotation of a GenBank genome assembly. NCBI's taxonomy places the organism in Eukaryota, Fungi, Basidiomycota, Exobasidiomycetes, Ceraceosorales, Ceraceosoraceae.
AUGAUACGGCUUAUCAAGAUAUUUGCGCUCGUUGGUGUGGUGCUGGGCAUCACCGCGAAUGCGCAAGGGCAACACCUGGCGCAAGCUCGACGAUCAAGCGCCCAACGAUUCUCAUCCGAGCUUCGCACACGUCCCUCUCUCGCCCUGCCGGUAGCUGCUAGAGGCACCUCCUUGAAGCCUCAAAAGCAGCAGCAGCAAAAGCAACUUCAACGACGCUUUCUAGGCAAGCUUUUUUCUUGCUUUACAGGAGGAGCCUGCAGAAAGACGGUCAAAAGUCCGGAACAUUCUCAUAGGUGGUACGAAGAGCAGACGAUUCCGGACAUGACGCCUCACGAUGAUCACUCCAUGGUCGGCAUGACGCCAGUCAUGUUUAGGAACAAGAUUAGGUAUCCCACUAGCCUUAGACCGACGGUCAGAGACUAA